Balaenoptera acutorostrata (minke whale) is the source of this 2945-nucleotide messenger RNA. It is a transcript of the gene C8B, whose product is annotated as complement C8 beta chain. Bases 79 to 1851 code for a protein of 590 amino acids. The transcript is spliced from 12 exons. Gene Ontology annotation, cellular component: membrane attack complex. The record is from RefSeq and is a predicted model, not a curated record. Gene Ontology annotation, molecular function: protein binding. Gene Ontology annotation, biological process: immune response. Lineage: Eukaryota; Metazoa; Chordata; Mammalia; Artiodactyla; Balaenopteridae.
AAGCUGACAGUAGCACUCCCUGUGCAGGCUCUUCAUGGAUCCAGGAGCCUCAGUCAGAUCUCCUGUCGCAUAGAGAAGAUGAAGACAUCCAGGGUGUGGGCUUGCAGGGCACCGGCAGAGCUGUUUCUUCUCUGUGCUGCCCUGGCAUGUCUCAGUUUGCCGGGUUCCAGGGGUGAAAGGCCACCCUCUCUUGAGUCAAAUGCAGUCAACGAGAGCCUUGCCAAGACUAGACAGACACGGAGUGUGGAUGUCACCUCAAUGCCUAUUGAUUGCGAACUGUCCAGCUGGUCCUCCUGGACCAUAUGUGAUCCCUGUCAGAAGAAAAGGUACAGACAUGCCUACUUGCUCCAGCCCUCUCAGUUCCAUGGGGAACCGUGCAGCUUCUCUGACAAGGAAGUUGAAGACUGUGUUUCCAACAGACCGUGCAGAAGUCAAGUGCGAUGUGAAGGCUUUGUGUGUGCGCAGACAGGGAGGUGUGUGAACCGCAGACUUCUUUGCAAUGGGGAUAACGACUGUGGAGACCAGUCAGAUGAGGGGAACUGCAGAAGGAUUUAUCAAAAAUGUCAGCAGGAAAUGGACCAGUACUGGGCCAUUGGCAGCCUGGCCAGUGGGAUAAAUUUGUUCACAAACAACUUGGAGGGCCCAGUUCUCGAUCACAGGUACUACGCCGGUGUGUGCUCCCCCCAUUACAUACUCAACACGAGGUUUCGGAAGCCAUACAAUGUGGAAAGCUUCACCCCACAGACCCAAGGCAAAUAUGAAUUUGCACUGACAGAAUAUGAAUCAUACUCAGAUUUCGAACACAGUGUCACAAGGACAACAAUUAGCAAGUCUAGUUUCAGCUUUGGUUUUAAAAUACCUGGGAUAUUUGAACUUGGCAUUAGCAGUACAAGCAGUAACGGCAAACAUUUCAUUAGCAGGACCAAACGAUUCUCUCAUACGAAAAGUGCAUUUCUGCAUGCACGCUCUGACCUUGAAGUAGCGCGUUACAAGCUGAAACCCAGAAACCUCAUGCUGCAUUACGAAUUCCUUCAGAGAGUCAAGCGGCUGCCCCUGGAGUACAGCUACGGGGAGUACAGAGAUCUCUUUCGCGAUUUUGGGACCCACUACAUCACAGAGGCCGUGCUCGGGGGCAUUUAUGAAUACACACUUAUCAUGAACAAAGAGGCCAUGGAGAGAGCAGAUUAUUCUCUUAAGGAUGUCCAGGCCUGUGCCAAAAAUGAUUUUAAAGUUGGAGUUGCCAUAGAAGGGGUCUACGUCAAGCUGGGUGUGUCGGUUGGCAAGUGCAAGGGCAUUCUCAAUGAGAUAAAAGACAGAAACAAGAGAAACACCAUGGUGGAUGACUUGGUUGUCCUUGUGCGAGGAGGGGCAAGUGAGUACAUCACUGCCCUGGCAUACAAGGAGCUACCGACAGCAGAACUGAUGCAGGAAUGGGGAGAGGCAGUGCAGUACAACCCGGACAUCGUCAAAAUUAAGGCAGAGCCUCUGUACGAACUGGUGACAGCCACGGACUUCGCCUAUUCCAGCACAGUGAGGCAGAACAUGAAGCGGGCCCUGGAGGAGUUUCAGAAGGAAGUCAGCUCCUGCCAAUGCGCUCCCUGCCAGGGGAACGGAGUCCCUGUCCUGAAAGGAUCACGCUGUGACUGCAUCUGUCCUGCUGGAUUCCAAGGCCCUGCCUGUGAGAUCACCAAUCGGAAAAAUGUCCCCAUUGAUGGGAAGUGGAAUUGCUGGUCAAACUGGUCUCCGUGUUCUGGAGGACAUAAAACAAGACAAAGGCAGUGCAACAAUCCACCGCCUCAAAAUAGGGGCAGCCCCUGCUUGGGCCCUGCUUCAGAAACACUUAACUGUUAAGGAGGGGAAAGCAUCUAGCAGGUGACGCUACUGUGGGCUGCACACGGCAAGGAAUCAGGCCAGCUCACCCCCCAUGCCUGCUCCCAUCUGGAGCUGGCCCAAGGUGGAGGGCUGUGCCAUUCAGAGUGUUUAGAAUAAAGAUAUUAUUUGUAAAAUGCACACUGAUUUGAACAGAUAGUAAGUUGAACAAUAAUUAUAGUCUCCUGAAGGGCUUAGGCGUCCUGGGAAUCUUCACUUUGCUCAUCUCUACAAUUUUAUUUCACUCACAUUUACUACCCGCCAGGAACUGUGUUGGGAGCUGUCUGUGUGAAAGUCCCACAAUCCACCACUGCCCUGCGCAUAGUAGGUACCCAAUAAUGAAUCCAUGAAUAGAUAUUAAACUGUUCCUGUCUUGAGGAGCACACCGUCUCAUUCAAUGUCAGUUGGCAAUUGGCGGUUCAUAUUUAUUGAAUGAUUAGUGUGUGCCAGCCACAGUGCAUUCAUUCAUUCAUUCCAUCCUCACGACAGCCUUAUAAGGUGGAUGCCUUAUCAGCCUAUUAAACAGCAGGAGAAUCGGCUUAGAAGAGUUAAGUGACUUGUCCAAAGUUAUGCAGCUAAGGAGUGGGGGGGCUGGGCUGCAAACCUGGGCACUCAAGCUCCAGGGUUUUAAACCCUUUUCUUUUAAAUUUUUAUUUAUCUAUUUGUUUGUUUAUUUAUGGCUGCGUUGGGUCUUCAUUGCUGUGCACAGGCUUUCUCUAGUUGCUGCGAACGGGGGCUACUCUUCAUUGAGGUGCACGGGCUUCUCAUUGCGGUGGCUUCUCUUGUUGCGGAGCACGGGCUCUAGGUGUGUGGUAUCAGUAGUUGUGGCUCGCGGGCUCUAGAGCGCAGGCUCAGUAGUUGUGGUGCAUUGGACCAGUUGCUCCGCGGCAUGUGGGAUCUUCCUGGACCAGGGAUCAAACCCUGUGUCCCCUGCAUUGGCAGGCAGAUUCUUAACCACUGCGCCACCAGGGAAGUCCCCAGGGUUUUAAACUUUUAACUGUGAUGCUCCCUUCCUCUCAAAAUUGGACUUUGGAUCAACAAAGAACUUUUUAUGAAAUAAAAUGUAGAAGGUGGUA